This is a messenger RNA of Hypomesus transpacificus, 1118 nucleotides long. Its product is annotated as histone H2B. The record is from RefSeq and is a predicted model, not a curated record. Gene Ontology annotation, cellular component: nucleosome. Gene Ontology annotation, molecular function: structural constituent of chromatin; DNA binding; protein heterodimerization activity. The transcript has a single exon. The coding region runs from base 225 to 599 and encodes 124 amino acids. Lineage: Eukaryota; Metazoa; Chordata; Actinopteri; Osmeriformes; Osmeridae.
AAUGAAUACUUAGGGUGUCAAGCGUCUGCAAGGAUGGACGCAUGCGCAAGAGGGAUGCUGGUAGGGGAAAUGGAAGUAGAGGAGGCGGAUAAUCAGUCGUCACGUAAACACACGCCUUGAAAAGCUGGGAGGCGUGCCUCUAUUUUUGCAUCCCACCCCCUAUAUAAGCGGGGAGGCGACCACCUGCCAACCCAUUCGUUCCUGAACAGAAACGAACCAUCAUCAUGCCUGAGCCAGCGAAAUCAGCGCCCAAGAAGGGCUCCAAGAAAGCCGUCUCCAAGACUGCCGCGAAGGGAGGCAAGAAGCGCAGAAAGUCAAGGAAGGAGAGCUAUGCCAUCUACGUGUACAAAGUGUUGAAACAGGUCCACCCCGAUACCGGCAUCUCGUCCAAGGCCAUGGGAAUCAUGAAUUCCUUUGUCAACGACAUUUUCGAGCGUAUCGCCGGAGAGUCUUCCCGCUUGGCGCACUACAACAAGCGUUCAACCAUCACAUCCAGGGAGAUUCAGACCGCCGUCCGCCUCCUGCUUCCCGGGGAGCUCGCUAAGCACGCCGUGUCCGAGGGCACUAAGGCUGUGACGAAGUACACCAGCUCCAAGUAAACGGGUGCCAUUUGACUUCCCUGUAAUACCCCAAAGGCUCUUUUAAGAGCCACCCACAUUACCUUUUAAAUGUGCCAAUUUCCUUUUGGGCCUGUCACUGUGAAGAUUCUGACCCUAUAUAGGGUUUAACAUUGACUGAAAACAUAACUGUGGUGUCUUGCAACCCAUUAGCCUACUCAAUUAAGAAUUCCCAGAUUUGAGUAGUGGGAGGCAAGUGUAGCUGCAAUGUGACCUGAAUAGUAUGGUAAUACUGUCCCACCUGACUAUUUCUGAGGGGAGUACUGUAGCCUACUCUGAUGAAUUCAGCACAGAUGAUAUUCACCCAACAUUGUAUUCAUAGCCUGCCCAUGUCUAUAUUGAAGAUGUUUUGAGUCAGUCUAAUUCAAGACUUUUUUUGUUUCUGGUUGUAUUUAGACAGUUGAAUGGUUGCCCCAUUAUGUGCAAUUAAGUCCUGAACGUAGCUUCAAAAAAUGGAUGUGAAUGCUUUAUGUGGUCAUUCCACGAAGAGGAACUUUUUGU